This is a messenger RNA of Polyodon spathula (Mississippi paddlefish), 780 nucleotides long. RefSeq names its product putative methyltransferase NSUN7. Lineage: Eukaryota; Metazoa; Chordata; Actinopteri; Acipenseriformes; Polyodontidae. Bases 1 to 780 code for a protein of 259 amino acids. The record is from RefSeq and is a predicted model, not a curated record. The transcript has 3 exons.
AUGAUCGUCAAAGGCUCAUUUGAAAGACUCAGUCCCCCAGUUCUGCCUCUCUGCAGCAGUUUGGAAAUCAAAAACGCAAGUGAAAAAUGUUUCAAACUGGAACCGUCCGAGAUAAACAACGGCUGCUUUGUUGCCGUGCUGACAAGAGAGGAUCCUUCUGGGACAGUCUCAGUCAAAGAUGUUUUGGCUCGAGCUGCAGCAAAGGGGCUCUUGGACGGUAUCAAAACAAUUAAACCAGCAAAGAAAGAAAGGAGGAAAUCCAAGCCAGCAACACAGACAACCAUUGCAAGCAGUGGAAUCCAGGACAGAAUCACAGAGUUCUUGAAAAAAGAGAGUAAAGAGGCCACUAACAUUGUAAUAAAGCCUUACAGUAGCAAUAGUUCCUUGUUCAGGGAGAGCAAGACAUGCAUUUCUAAUCCACCAAAGAGACUCCCCAAGGCCACUCCUUCCAUGUCAAAGAUGAGUCCAGUGAAAAAGAUUAUUUCUAGAAGUUCAGCCACAGAACGGCAUUAUGAACGUCAUCGCUCUAGUGUUGCAAGGCCAAAACAUGAAGAAAUGUCUGUACUGAAGCCAGUGGAGAUGAUCCUCCCUCCAGUGAUUCCUUGUUCUAACAGUUCCUAUGGGUGUAACAGCAAAAGCCCCCCUCAUCUCUCAUAUUUUCUUUGGAAGGGUAGACACAGUCUUCCAAGGAGCUUACUAACACUGACAUCUUCUACAAAAAUGAGCAAACAUAGUGGCACUCCAACUUCACCUGCCAAGCCCUCCCGACCGUGGUUAUGA